Messenger RNA from Linum tenue, 1791 nucleotides. Lineage: Eukaryota; Viridiplantae; Streptophyta; Magnoliopsida; Malpighiales; Linaceae. The record is from the annotation of a GenBank genome assembly.
AUGGAGACCCCAAAUGGCGCCGUUUCCAAGCUCAGAGUCCACCAAAGCGAUCCGAUUCUUGUGACGCCGGCGGAGGAGACCAAAACAGGGCUCUACUUCUUGUCCAACCUCGACCAGAACGUAGCCGUGAUCGUCCGAACCAUUUACUGCUACAAACCGGCGGCGAAGGCGAACCAAGACGACCCUGUGGAAGUGAUACGGAGAGCUCUGGCGAGGGUUCUCGUUCAUUACUACCCGCUCGCCGGUAGGCUGGCGAUUGGACCGGAAGGGAAGCUCGUCGUCGACUGCAAUGGCGAAGGUGCUCUGUUCGUGGAAGCUGAAGCAGAGUGUGGAAUGGAAGAGAUUGGUGAUGUUAGAGGUAACCCCGAUCUCGAAAAUCUUGGCAAGCUGGUCUACGAAGUUCCUGGCGCUGCUGGCAAUGUCUUGAAAAUGCCUCCUCUUGUUGCUCAGGUGACCAAAUUCAAAUGUGGUGGAUUCGUACUUGGUCUCGCUAUAAACCAUUGCCUAUUCGACGGAAUCGCAGCAAUGGAGUUCGUGAACUCAUGGGGAGAGAUCGCCAGAGGCCUCUUGCUCUCAGUCCCGCCGUUCCUCGACAGAACCAUCCUCAAGUCGCGCAACCCUACCCAAAUCGACCACGUCCAUGGCGAAUUGCUCGAUGUAGAACUCAAAUUCGAAGACCCAAAAGAAGAAGAAGAUCCCAUGGUCUACAAGUCCUUCCCGUUGGCAUUCGAACAGCUGGAAACCCUAAAAUCCAAAUCGGCGGUGGGAGGCGGCGACGUGGACCCACUGGCGGAGAAGAAACGCUCCACAUUCGAAGCGCUUUCCGGGUUCGUGUGGAGGGCGCGAACCCAAUCCCUGAACUUCCCGCCCAAUCAACCCACCAAGCUCAUCUUCGCCGUUGACGGUCGAGCCAAGUUCGUCCCUCCUCUGCCCACCGGAUACUUCGGGAACGGAAUCGUGUUCACGAAUUCGAUCUGCGAGGCAGGGGAACUGGUGAAUCAGCCGUUGUCGCGCGCGGCGGGGCUUGUUCGAGAGUCGGUAAGGAUGGUGGACGACGGUUACAUGAGGUCGGCGAUCGAUUACUUUGAGGUUACGAGGGCCAGGCCUUCCAUGGCGGCGACUCUGGUGAUCACGACGUGGUCGAGGCUGGCAUUCGACACGGCGGAUUUUGGGUGGGGCGGGCCGCUUUUCUCCGCGCCGGUGGGGCUUCCGGGGAAGGAAGCGGUUCUGUUUCUGGCGGAUGGAGAAGAGGAAGGGAGGAAGAAGGGGGUGCGUGUGUUUCUCGGGCUGCCGGCGUCGGCGAUGAAGACGUUUGAGAAGUUGGUGACAGAGGUGCCCACCAACAUUCCCCAACCCAAACACUACAUUGUUGGGCAUAUUUCCUUCCUUACUGGACUAGUUUUGCCGCCCAACCCGUCGGGAAACCUUUUUGCAACUUUGCCGCGUGACCACGCCUUCCCUCCGCAGUCCUCCCCAACAAAACAGGAGCCACAAGAACUUCUACAGAUUUCAAAAAAUUGCUUGAAAAUUCCAGCGAGCGCGAAUCUCUUCCGCAACGGAUUUCCCUCUUCUGCAAGUACGAAUCCAAUGCCGCCGAUGUAUCACAAUCCAGACAGUCUUCUUCGUCGCCAGCCGGUGACGAUCGGACAUAACAUAUCCACUUACCGCCGCGAGUCGAAGCGAGCUGAGGACAGGCACGGCGAUCGGAAGGUCUGCGAAUGGAGGAGUUUUCCCGCUCUAAGGUCUUUCGUUGCCUGCAUUAAUGGUGGAAAUGUUAGGUCUACUGGUUGA